CUGUGCUGUGGUGUUUGCAUCGCUAUGCAUGAAACUCCGGAAAUAUGGUUGUUUGCAUAUAAAUUUGAUGCAUGGCAGAAGCGCUUACAAAUGUGAUAAACAUUAAAGAAGAAUAAAAUAUUCUCCAACUGAUUUUUAGGCUGUGUUUUCUCCAAGUUGAAAGUUUCUCCGUGUAUUCGCAAAGUGAUUUGAACUUUUAAUUUACGCACAGCUGCAUAAAAUCAAAACAAGUUCAUAAUGGCGGCCAUUCCUCCUCUAACGUCGAUGAUGAUUCCUGUCCUGAGCGCCCUGGAGGCAUGGUUGGCCCCGGGUCUCGGCCCAUACGUAGGGCUUCUCCAGACCAUCAGGACCGUCUUGCAAAUGUUUGCAGGUCUCAUAUUAUCUUUUCAAGGAGUUGAUUUAAUCACUUACUCCAUACCAGGCAUGACGGGCACCCGUACCAACCUAAUUCAGGUGCUUUACGACAACCUGCCCGCGUGGUGGACCAGAAUUACGAUGUCCCCAGUCCUCACGCAGGUGCCAGCCGCUCCGCAACGUGAUCCUUCAGGACUCUUCCACCCGUCCUUCUCGAGUUCAGUGUCGUUCACAUCCAGCGUCCUCAAGGCCAUCGACGAUGCUCAUAUGCGAUACGCAAACUCUUAGAAAAAUAUAUAACAUUUCGGCCUCAUUUUUAUGUGUGGAAUCCUAUAGGUACUUUGAAUUACUGCAUUCAUUUUCCUUUUGAAUAAUAUUAAACUUAGAAUACAUAUUUUAGGCUAGCAUUAGAAACGUGACGGCUGGCAUGUAAAUAUUUACGGCUGGCAUGUGAGUAUUUACGGCUGGCAUGUAAGUAUUUACGGCUGUCAUGUAAGUAUU
This is a messenger RNA of Hyalella azteca, 855 nucleotides long. RefSeq lists its product as uncharacterized. Bases 238 to 642 code for a protein of 134 amino acids. NCBI's taxonomy places the organism in Eukaryota, Metazoa, Arthropoda, Malacostraca, Amphipoda, Hyalellidae. The record is from RefSeq and is a predicted model, not a curated record. The transcript has 2 exons.